CGUCUGAGGAGCCCAAACUUUCCAGUUGCACCCCAGGCGGCGGCUGCUGCACGAAGACAGACAGAGAGGGUGGCACCGAUCGAGGCGUCAGAAUUCAUUUAGCUCUUUUAUUAUUCUCCACUUGAGAAAGUUGCUGCAGUAUUUGUAACUUUUAAAGUCUUAUUUUUUAACUGAAGUGGGUGCGAAAAAAAUCGAGAAAAUGACCGGUCUGCUGUGCAUCACAAUCAUCUCCGUGGCCCUGGCUGGCGGUGCAUACAGUUUUGUGACUCCCCCUCCCUUCACCCUUUUCACAGUGAAGGUGGUCGCCGACCUGGGCGCCAACGUCACCAUGCCCUGCAUGCUCAUGUCCAAAGACCACUCGCUGUCCGACGCCGGCGUCCGCGUCAAGUGGACGAAGGUGGCCGACGACGAGGCGCUGAACGAGGACGUGAUCCUCUCGAUGGGCGUGCACAAGAAGACGUACGGAAACUUCGAGAACCGCGUCUUCCUGGAGGAGAAGGGCGACCACGAGGACGCCUCCCUGACGAUACUCGACGUCUCCAUGGCCGACACGGGCAAAUACCUGUGUGAGAUCACCAACGGGAUGACGGACACCGUUCAGGAGGUCACGCUAGAGGUGCUCGGCGAUUUCACUGCUGGUGUCGUCUUUCCGUACCACUCAGAAGUGGGCCGCUACAACCUGGACUACGACACUGCCGUGCUGGCCUGCCUGGCCCAGGGCGCCGUGGUCGCCUCCCCCGAGCAGCUGUACGAGGCCUGGGAGGCGGGUCUGGAUUGGUGCAACGCUGGCUGGCUGAACGACGGCUCGGUGCAGUAUCCCAUCACGAACCCCCGAGCACCUUGCGGCGGCUCCAACAACGGGCCGGGCCUCAGAAAUUAUGGCCAGAUGGACAAAAAUAAAACCUACGACGUGUACUGCUACACCGCUGCACCCAAGGGGAGUUUCUACUGGUUGACCCAACCCGAGCACCUGACCUUCGACGAGGCCGUGCAGGCCUGCUUGGACGACGGCGCCGAGAUCGCCAUGGUGAGCCACAUCUUCGCCGCCUGGAAGCUCGAGGGCUACGACCGCUGCGACGCCGGCUGGUUGGCCGACGGCAGCGUCCGCUACCCGAUCUCCAGGCCCCGCAAGAACUGCAGCCCCACGGAAGCCGCGGUGCGCACGGUCGGCUACCCGGAUAAGACCCAGAAGUCUUACGGGGUCUACUGCUUCAAGUCCCAGCAGUGAGAAUAGGUGGAUAGGAUUAGACAGGCCAUAACCACCAAAGAGCAGCAAGAACCACAACAAAAAUAAGAAUCAACAAAAAAGCAGAUAAGCUUUGGAUUUUGAAAUUAGCCUGAAUCUCUUCUGAUGCUGUGAUAGCUGUUUUCCGAUCAUAAUAAUAACAAAAAUUGUAGCCCUUCAAUCCAUAUUCCUCUUCUCAACUUUGAGGCUGAAAACGACUGAUGAAUAAAAAGAUCAGGUGCUAUUUUAUAUCAUUCAGUAUCUCGUCAUGGACGCUAACAAAAUAGAUGAGAAGUUUUUUGGUUCAUGUGAUCAAAAUUGACUUUAGUUUUCUUUUAAAUAAAGAAAAUAAAUCUCAAAUCUAUUGGACUGUGACCGUUCCAUCGGUUCCAGUUUGAAAUCCAUAUUUGUUUUUUUACUAAUGUGUCCUUAUGAAUGUUUUUAACAAAACUGUUUUUGUUAGGAGUUUUUACGUUUGCCUCACACUAUUAAAAGUGCAGUUUUUGCAUUGAUGAAAUCACAUCUGACUGCUGAGAACGUUUCCAAAAUUGAUAUUUUUCCCCUUUUAUUAGAUGUAAAUAGAUAAAAAUUCACCCCCCGGUAACCACUUACACAUGUCUACUACUAUUAGUUAUAGCAGUUAUUCUUCCACGUGAGUAAAAUAGAAUCACAGUCGGCCCAAAUUCUGUUUCAGUUGCCCUAAAAAAAGAGAGCAUAUAUUGUUGUGAUGACAGCUUUGUUUGUGUUUUGCUUUUUGCUACUUUUUUCCUCUCCAUUUUCUAACAUAUAUUACUUACUGCAGGUGAAAUGUGGUAUGGCAAUGUUGUUUGUAACAGCUAAAAAAUGUACACACACACACACACA
Molecule: messenger RNA, 2089 nt
Organism: Solea senegalensis (Senegalese sole)
Lineage: Eukaryota; Metazoa; Chordata; Actinopteri; Pleuronectiformes; Soleidae
Product: hyaluronan and proteoglycan link protein 1-like
Exons: 4
Coding region: 200-1228 (342 amino acids)
Biological process (GO): cell adhesion
Molecular function (GO): hyaluronic acid binding
Source: RefSeq, a predicted model, not a curated record